Neodiprion virginianus is the source of this 5341-nucleotide messenger RNA. Its product is annotated as cubilin-like. The record is from RefSeq and is a predicted model, not a curated record. NCBI's taxonomy places the organism in Eukaryota, Metazoa, Arthropoda, Insecta, Hymenoptera, Diprionidae. Gene Ontology annotation, cellular component: plasma membrane. The transcript is spliced from 4 exons. The coding region runs from base 306 to 2957 and encodes 883 amino acids.
UCUCUCUCUCUCUCUCUCUCUCUCUCUCGCUCUAUCGCUCCGUCAGUGUAUCUCGUUCCGUACGCAGGGGACUAACGUCGACGUUCCGUUUCAUUCCCCCGCAUACGUAGAGAAGUAUAACCAAUAUACGCGUAUAUCUGCGCUGUGAUAACCCGGGGAUAUUAUUGCCCCGUUGUCCCCAGUGAAGGAUUGUGCCUCGGGAAGAGUGUGCGCCUCGCGGUGAACCAGGUGGUCGCCGCAAAUGAGGCCUGACGAGGAAGAUUGACGAUCGGGAACGAAGGAGGGUUCAGAGACGGGACACCCCGAUGGCUGCUGCCGUCGUUGGCGGUUGGGGGCUUCUUGCGCUGGCCAUACUCACCCUGGCCACCCCGAGUCCUGCAGCCAUUCGAAAAACCGAGAGGGACCAUUGCAAUAAAACUGUGGACAUUUACGAAGACGUCUCCAGCCCCGCGGUGACAGCCGCUACUUGGGGUCGACCCUUGACCUGCUGGUAUCGCUUUCGGUCAUUUCGCGGGACGCCCCGAGAGUGGAUUCUUCGUGUACGUUUCAAAAAAUUCAAGGUCGGCGUUUUGGCAAACGCGACAACAUGCGUCGGGGGAUUUUUGCAGAUCAUCGAUGGAAACGCGAAGACGGAGGUUAGCAACAGAAAGGACCCGGGAGUUUUCUGCGGAGAGUCGGAGCAGCCGCAGACUUUCAUAUCGGAGACGAGUUUCGUGCGGGUUCUCUUCCACGCGGAAAAUUUCACGGAUCAAACCUACUUCAGCUUCGAUUCACGGGCUGAACAGCAGACCGAGGUCUAUCUCAGGUACGGUCAGCACCCCGAGCUCUACCCGAACCGACGCGGCGAGGUGGUGCCCGGAAGCUACUGCGAGCGGGUCUUCAAGGACUGCAGAUUGCAGACAUGCUACGUCCAGAGUCCGGCAUACCCGGGGGUUUAUCCCCGCGCCCUGCACUGCAAGUACCGCCUGAACACCAGGCUCCCCUUCAUAAAGCUCUACAUCGAGAACGAGGAGUUCAACAUAGACGGGCAGCGGUGCGAGAACAUAAUGACCUGUCCCAUGCGCCCGAUAAGCUCAGGCUCCCAGCACUGUCCCUACGACUACAUCCGCGUCUUCGACGGCAUGAACGAGACCAGUCCGGUGAUCGGUACCUUCUGCGGAAUGGGGAAGUUCCCCUACAGCAUCAUUGGCACGAGCGAGGACCUCUACGUUGAGUUCGUGUCCUCGCCGGCUGGACCGUUGCUGAACACGGGCUUCCACUUCAACGUCGGGAACUGGCCCGGCCACGUCGAGACCGCCGGGGUGAAGAACGGCAGCUGCGACUGGUUGCUCAGCAGCGAGACCCUCGGUGCUGGUGAGGGGAUAUUUCUGUCGGUGGCUCACUGGUAUCCGCCUCACACGAGCUGCACCUACUUGCUGAAGGGCCGUCCGGGGGAAAUCGCAAGGCUUUACUUUCCAAGCUUCAGGGUGAACCGGAUCGAGUCACCGAUCCAGCUGUACGACGGGGACUGCGGCGAGAGCCUUACCCUCUACGACGCCGACUGGCCGGACGACGCGAGGAUCAUAAAGACAUUCUGCGACACGUUCAGCAGGCCGAUGGAAAAGCACGACUUCGUGUCGACUUCGAACGCUCUGUUCGUCAGGUUCGAGAGCAAGACCGGAAGCUACUCUGGUAGUUCGUUGUACUACUGGGCUCACUACGACUUCUUCAACGCGACAAAGUUCGGCGAGGCUGUGCCGAACACCGAGUGUGACGAGACCUUCGCAGCGUGGAAAGCCCAGAGUGGCUACCUCCGAUCACCGCUCAACACCCUCGUCUACAAACGUCCCGGCGAUCCGCCGAACGACCUGACCUGCACCUACAGCUUUGUCACCGACAAGCGGCUCUUCGCUCGCGUCAUACUGACCGUCGAGGCCGUCACCUUCAAGGAUCAUCCUUACGCCCAGUGCGGAAUGUGCUGGGACAGCCGGGCCGAUCGGAUCAUCGUUAAAGAGCCGCUACCAGGGUCCGGAAAAGGGAGCUGCGUUUGCCGGCUGGGAAACGGCUCGCCGCCCCUCAGGAUCGUCUCCCGGGGUGAAAAGCUCGAUCUGAAACUCUUGGUGGACGGGGCCCAUGCCGCGGCCAGCUACUUCAAGCACUCGUUUCCGCUAUUCGAGGCCAAGUACGAGUUUGCGCAUAGUCCGCUAUGCGGACCGGCCCUUUUUCCCGCGACCACCGACGGCGAGAUUGAAUUUCCCCAUUACGAGGCCCUCGGCUACGUGACUCCUCCACGCUCGAUCAAGUGCAUAUGGGAGCUACGCGUAAAUCCGGAACGAGACCUGUGGCUUCACUUCGACAAGAUAAAGUUCGCCUCGCGUUCGUGCGAGGACGGCAAGCUGGAUAUAUUCCUGCCCGGAAUGACCGAGCCGUACCUCGGUAUCUGCGGGGAGAACGUCAGCGUCGUCAGGGAGAUGCCGAUCCUCUCGGCCGCGCAGCUAGGCCCCGUCGGGCCCAUUUCCGAGAGCCACGAGGACGAACCUCCCGCCGUCAUAAUCCAGUUCACCGGGUCGAUGGCGCCCGCCCGAGCGGCCUUCAAGAUCGCAUGGACGGAGCUUUUCCACCUGCCUCGCGACGAAUCCGGAGCUAUAAAAACCCUGAAGCUCGAGGACUGUGGCUUUCGGUGCCCCGGUGAUGCCGUAUGCAUCUCGACCCGCCUUCUCUGCAACGGCGUCGUCAACUGCCCGACGCCGACCGGCACCGCCUUCAACGCCAGCUUCCCCGAGGCCGAUGACGAGUCCCCGCAAACUUGCGGAGGGCCCGUUGCCGCCGAUGGAAGCGGCGUCGUUGGGCCCGCCGGUUGGGCCGGGGCUGGACUCGGUGCCGGACUCGCCGCGCUUCUCGGACUCGCGUGCUUCGUUGCUGUUUGUCGACUCUGUCGACGCCGCGGAAGGUCUAGGGAUAUUCACGUACCUUACUGAUCAUCGGGAUACCCUCAUCCUUGUACAACGCGAACGUAACGCCUUUGUCACGCGAUACCCUGGAUGCGUGCCUAUAUGCCUGCCGUGAUGCCGUCGCGUCAUCGACACCCUGACGCUUGGCUCUUCAUCGGCACACUUUGCAGCACGGCAAUUGCGCUACAAACCGGAUUUCGUAUCGUACGAGUUGAUUUUUAUUAUUCCACAAAAGCAUACCGAUCUGUUGGGGUGUGUUCAUUGGGAUUGUCACUUUGCAAUGUGUCAUCUGGUGGGGUAAAAUCAAACCGAUGCAACCAGGCUGACAGCUGACCGUUGACCGUAGUUUUUCGCGUGUGGAUAGUAGAACAGGUAUAUUAUUGAUUAGGUUUAAUUAAUUUGUGUGACAUGAGUAAUUUAAAAGCUCAAGAAUUACGAUUAGCCUCCAUCAAAAUCAAAAACUCAGGUUAUGUGGUGAUGAAAUGGCGCCGAUAACCGGGUUCCGAAGUCAUGAGGACAUUUUCCAAUUCUGGGGUGAAAUUUGUCAACCCUAGUUUCUCCGAGUGAAUUGAUCCAAUUGCAGAUUCAAUUAAAUCGAGCAAUUGAAGCACUAGUCGAAUUUAAACUGGUGAGAGUGAUAAAAUCGGAGUAAGGAAAGUUUUUCCGAAGCAAUUGAAUCGUGAGAUUGAAGACCUUAUAAUCUUAUUCAGCUUGAUCUUCUCUUCUAUGAAACUUAAAUAUUUGGCUCGGUAAAAUUCGAAUCCGGCCUUGUUCAUUUUUCAGCGAGCUUUGAAAGCAGCGCAGGCGAGUUUUUAGCUCGGCUGGACGUGCUUUGUUAUCUUUCGUGUACCUAUUACAAGGCAGCAGAUAUCGACGACAUUCGUCGAUGACACAUUUUGUAGUUCACAGUAAUAAUCGAUCGUUGAGCGCACACAGUGUUGAUACCCGUAGGUAUAUAUAUACCUAUAGUACAUGUAUACCGGUAUAACUGGGAUGGUAUGAAUUAUGGAUGAAUCCGUGCGCGAAUACCGACUAAAAUAUGAGGACGCAGGGAAAUUUUUUAUUCAUUUUUCUUCGGUGUUCGUUUUGUUUCGUGCUUGGUUAUUUGUGCAUUUUUUUUUUUUUUUUUUUAUUUUUCACGUUCCUGCCGAGCAGCAACGAGAGAGGGUGAAAGAGAUGGGGCUUGGUUCGUUCAAAUUGUAAAUGAAAACACAUUUGUGAGUAUGUGACAUCUGGGACGGUCGUAAAACUUGCUCGUGUCAUAUGCGACUUUCGCAUCGACGUACGUACGUACACGUAUUGCGUAGGUAUACCUAUACGCAUACAGCCAUUUAUGAAAUACUGUAUUUUACCGAUGCAUUUGAGAUAGGUAUGCGUUCGCGUACGUGAGAAUAUGAAAUUUCGUUGAUGGGGGAGAGUUUGUGAAUUGUAUCGGUAUAGAAUCAGAAUACAACAAAGGAAACACGUGAUGAUUCUGAGUGAGUGUCUGUGUGUGUGUAUGUGUGAAAACUCACUGUCAUUAUACGUAUAUGAUCGUUCUGCAAUCAUGUUGAACGAUUUACCUGUAUACCCAAACCAAUGUAAACGAAGAAGGGCUGAAGCGAAGAAAAAUGGAAAGGUCGUAGGAAGAUUCGACGAAUGAAUGGACGUAAGAGGGUGUGAAAAAUGUCCGUGGUAUUCGCUUUAUGAAUUUUCUACGGCGUUUAACGAUCCCUAAUGGACCGUGAGGCUAAGCUCCUCGAUAUUGUAGCAGCAUGCCUACCUGUACCCUGGCCCAUAUAGAAGAGGGGAGUAAAUCGAGGACUGCUAAUGUCAAAUUUAUGCCCCGAAAGGCGGGCAAUAAUGAUUCGGGAAUCGAGCAGCAAUCAGUCGUCCUCGUCAGGUGAAUUUAUUCCCACCCUCUCUGUAUCCACGACAUUAAGCGCUACGGCGGGUUUGCACGGGGUGUGGGAGACGCGAUCAGACAAGCUUUUACGAGAAUUGUCAAUGCCUGACAAUGAGGAGAGGAGCAGCACCGGCUUAGCGCCACGGUAUUUCUAUUCCUUCAUCUUCACUGUCUUUUUUCCUGUUCUUUCGAAGCGACGGGUUUACAACAGCUGCAGAAAUUUGUGCGAAAUCCUAAAAAAAUUUCACGCUUGUAAAUAGCCAGUGUUUCUAGUAGAAUGUAGGACAAUCAUAGCCGUACACAGGAUAUUAUAUGUAUAAAUAAAUUAAUUAAUAUGCAAAUAUAAUAUAAAUAAUAUAUAUAUAAAUAUAUAAUAUAUAAAUUAUGUACGAUAGAUUAUACAAAUUAUAAUGUAACGGUGUGUAAUUACUCUUGUACACCAUUGUAACGAUAUGAUUAUUAUAUUUUUUACUAAUAAAUAACGAAGCGCGUUUACGGUGCGCCGUCGAGCCAGGUAAAUAAGUUA